AUGAGAAUGAAUGUGAGCAGAACAACGGAGGCUGCAGCGAAUUUUGUGUUAACCUGAAGAACUCCUACCGCUGUGAGUGUGGGAUCGGGCGCACGCUGGGAAGUGAUGGGAAAACCUGUGAAGAAAUCGAAGGCUGUCACAAUAACAACGGAGGCUGCAGCCAUACCUGUAUUGAAGUGGAAGACACAUACCAAUGUGAAUGUCCAAGGGGACUUGUUCUGUCAGAAGACAACCACACUUGCCAAGUUCCAGUGCUGUGCAAGUCCAGCUCUAUCGAGGUGAACAUCCCAAAGGACCUGGUUGGAGGCCUGGACCUUUCCCUCAUCAACACUUCAUGCAAAGGAGUAUCCAAUGGCACUCACGUCAACAUCCAUUUCUCCUUGAAGUCCUGCGGCACUGUUGUAGAUGUAAUAAACGAUAAAAUCAUUGCCACCAAUCUGGUGACUGGCUUGCCAAAGCAGACUCCAGGAAGCAACGGGGACAUCAUUGUCCGCACCAGCAAGCUGCUGAUCCCAGUCACCUGUGAGUUCCCACGCCGGUACACCAUCUCUGAGGGUUAUGUGCCCAACCUCAAGAACUCUCCCUUGGAAAUCAUGAGCCGCAACCAGGGCAUCUUUCCCUUCACUCUUGAGAUCUUCAAAGACAAAGACUUUGAUGAACCCUACAGGGGUGCUCUUCCCACCCUCAAGCUUCGGGACUCUCUGUACUUUGGGAUUGAACCCUUGGUACAUGUCAAUGGACUAGAGACACUGGUAGAGAGCUGCUUUGCCACUCCCACCUCAAAAAUCGACGAGAUCCUGAAGUACUACCUGAUUCAAGAUGGCUGCGUUUCUGACGAUUCGGUGAAGCAGUACACGUCAAAGGACCAUCUUGCCAAGCAUUUCCAGGUUCCUGUGUUCAAGUUUGUGGGCAAAGACAACAAGGAGGUAUUCUUGCAUUGCCGCAUCCUCGUCUGUGGGGCGCUGGACGAGAGCUCUCGCUGCGCCCAGGGCUGCCGGAGACGGGUGCGCAGGUCGGCUGAGACAGAGGAAGAAGAGGAGGAGGAAUCUGAUCACGUAGCAAACCACAUCCUGACAGGCGGCCCCAUCAGAAUCAACUUUGAUGACUAA
Molecule: messenger RNA, 1109 nt
Organism: Cariama cristata (Red-legged seriema)
Lineage: Eukaryota; Metazoa; Chordata; Aves; Cariamiformes; Cariamidae
Product: oncoprotein-induced transcript 3 protein-like
Exons: 6
Molecular function (GO): calcium ion binding
Source: RefSeq, a predicted model, not a curated record